GUUUGUUUCUUUUUCGUUUGGCGGCUGGUUAAGUGAAUGCGGAUGGUUUUAGUUUGGAAAAAAUUAUCGGUAAUCUGUUAAAAUAUAUAUAAUUAUUUCAAAUUGAAGUUCCUACAUCAUCAUAAUCAAUUUUAGAAAUUAUGGACUUGCCUCAAAAAAGGAAACGAAAACAACGAAUUAAAAUAGAAAGUCAGAAUAGUGAGGAUGAUUCUGUUGUUGAUAUCUCUACUGAUGAUGAUGGGGAUUAUGUUCCAUCUCCAGAAAAGAAAAAAGCGAAAAUAGAAGCUGCGAAGAAGGAAAAGAAGGAACCAAAGCCAAAAAAAGAGCCAAAGCCUAAAACCGUUAGAAAUAAAACAGUGGCCAGUAAAUCCAGAGGUACAAAAAAGAAGAAUUCAAUAGAUGCUGCUGUGACUGAUGGGCCAGAUACAGUAAUAACAGAAGAUGUUAUUCCAUCUUCAAGUUUAGAUCAUGAUGAGGAUGAUGAAUUGAUGCCUCAGCAAACAAAAAGUGAUGCAGAACUAGAAAAAAUUGUUGCCCAAGCUGUCCAAAAAGCAAAAGAAUUCUGUGAACCUUGGCGUGAAGAGGAAGUGGUUGCAGAGUCAUGUGAAGUACCUGUAGAAUGUGCUAGGAAUGUAAUGAAGCUUUUAGACCAAGAUUGCACAAUACCUUUCAUUGUUAGAUAUCGGAAACAAAUGACUGGGGGUAUGCAAGCAGAGAAACUUAGAGAAAUACAAGAAUCCUAUGAUGAAGUAAAGCAAGUUCAUAAGAAAGUUGAAACUAUUCUGAAAACCAUAAAACAUGAAAAAUUUGAUGAAACUGUAGCUGCCUCAUUUUUAUGUGCCAAAACACUGGAUGAAGUUGAGCUGUUGUAUGCUCCUUUCAAACCUGGUAGUAAGAGAACAUUGGCAGAGCGAUCCAAGCAGUUGGGAUUAGAACCAUUAGCAUUGCAAUUGCUAGAACUGAAAACCUCCCUAAGUCAAAUCAAUCUGCAAUCUUAUAUUAAACCUGUGAAAGGUUUAAAAACAGAGGAAGAAAUCCAUUCCGGUAUUCAACAUAUCAUUGCUGAUAAAAUAUCAAAAGAGAGAAGAGUGCUUGAUUUUCUUAGAGAAAAGAAACAUCACCCUCAGAUUCGCAUUCUAGGCAGUAAAUCUCCAACUGCUGAAAAGAAUGAUAAAAGAGCUUAUGUGGAAGGAAAAUCCACUCAGAAUUUUAAAUAUGAAAACUAUUAUAAUCUGAAUAUUCUUAUCAGUAAUGCUGCUGCUCAUCAGAUUAUGGCAUUAAAUCGUGGAGAGAAACAAAAAGUUUUGACAGUCAGAAUUCAAAUUCCUUUUUGUUUAAAAAAUGAGAUUAAAAAUUUCAUAUGGAGCACUUUUUUCCCUCAGACAUUAGAUUUUAAGACACACAAGUUCAUGGAAAUAUGUGUGUCAGAUUCUUAUGAGCGCCUUAUUGAACCAUAUUUGUGUCGUCAAAUUAGGUCAGAUUUAUCAAAAAAAGCUGAGAAGGAAUCUAUAAAUGUUUUUGGAUCUAAUGUACGUAGUUUGCUACUCACUCCUCCGGUCAGAGGAAAAACAGUGAUUGGCAUUGAUCCAGGAUUUUCUCAUGGUUGUAAAGUGGCAUGCAUAUCAUCUAAGGGGGAAGUUUUAGAAACUAGUGUAGUUUAUCCUCAUAAUAAAGGUCCAUCUUAUAACAGGAAUAUCGAUGCUGAGAAACUUCGGACGAUGGUUUUUUCUUAUGGUGCUGAAAUCUUUGCCAUUGGAAAUGGAACUGCAUGUCGAGAAACAGAAGUGUGGCUUUCUAAUUUGAUUCAAUGUGGAGCUUUUAAUCCCCAUCAUGUUAAGUACUGUAUUGUGAAUGAAAGUGGUGCUUCAAUAUAUAGUGUUACAAAAGAAGCUGAAGCAGAAUUGCCUGAUAUGGAUCCAAAUUUAAGGAGUGCAGUUUCUAUUGCCAGAAGACUUCAAGAUCCCCUUCUAGAAUAUGUUAAAAUUGAGCCAAAACAUUUGGGAGUUGGGAUGUAUCAACAUGAUGUUCCAGAGUCACAACUAAAAAAGGCUCUUGAUAGUAUUGUUGAAGAAUGUGUGAGUUUUGUUGGUGUUGAUCUUAAUGUUUGUCCAGAAAUUUUGUUGAGAAAAAUAUCUGGUUUAUCAGCAUCUAGAGCAAAGCAAAUUGUUGAGUGGAGAAACAAAAAUUCUUGCUUUAUUAAUCGACAACAACUGUUAGAAGUGAAAGGCCUGGGACAAAAGUCAUUUGAACAGUGUGCAGGGUUUGUAAAAAUACUUCCAGAGACUUGCACAUCUGCUGGUCUUGCUCUCUCAAGUCAAGAAGUGAAGAAAAAAAAAGUUGCUCCAUCAUCUAUGAAUCCUUUAGACAGAACUAUCAUUCAUCCAGAGUCCUAUGAUGUUGCUGAAAAGUUUCUUAAAGAAUUAAAGGUUGAUCCAGAAAAUAUUGGACAACAGAUUUUAGUUGAUAAAGUGACAAGUUACAUGAGAUUUACUCGUGUUGAAGAUUUAGCAAAUAAACUUUCUGCAUCUGCUGAAGUCAUACAGUUGAUAAUUGAUGCAUUUAAGCAGUUACAGGAUUAUGAUAUAAGAAAAGAAUUUGAGCAGCCUCUCUUUCAAACUUCAGUUCGAAGCUUUAAUGAUCUUCAAAAAGGACAGAUUCUAACAGGACGUGUCAAUAAUGUUACUGGUUUUGGAGCUUUUGUAGAUAUAGGUGUUGGAACAAAUGGCCUUAUUCAUGUCAGCAAAAUGAUGGGACAGAAAUUAAGUGUUGGAGAUAAAGUAACAGUUUGUGUUCUAGAAAUAGAUGCACAGAAAAAGCGAAUAAGCUUGGAGAUUAAACUCUGAUAUAUGAUUAAAAAAAGAUGUUAUCAUUUCAUUUCACUGUUUCCUGGAUCCAGGAAAACUCCAACAUGAAAAUCAUCAAGAUAUUGCAUUUUUCAUCCAAGUAAUGUUAAAGAUUGAUAUUUUAUUGCAAUAAA
Molecule: messenger RNA, 2977 nt
Organism: Argiope bruennichi
Lineage: Eukaryota; Metazoa; Arthropoda; Arachnida; Araneae; Araneidae
Product: S1 RNA-binding domain-containing protein 1-like
Exons: 18
Coding region: 141-2843 (900 amino acids)
Biological process (GO): translation; nucleobase-containing compound metabolic process
Molecular function (GO): structural constituent of ribosome; mRNA binding
Source: RefSeq, a predicted model, not a curated record